Vespa crabro (European hornet) is the source of this 1047-nucleotide messenger RNA. RefSeq names its product ubiquitin-conjugating enzyme E2 S. NCBI's taxonomy places the organism in Eukaryota, Metazoa, Arthropoda, Insecta, Hymenoptera, Vespidae. The record is from RefSeq and is a predicted model, not a curated record. Bases 16 to 693 code for a protein of 225 amino acids. The transcript has 7 exons.
UUUGGUUUCGAGAUUAUGCGAUGCCGUGCUGCUGGUGCUGUGACGUUAAAGGAUAUGGCCGCUGUGAGUUCAAUAUCAAAUGUUGAAAAUCUUUCGCCACAAAUAAUACGCCGUGUGGCAAAAGAAAUGACCGAGCUAACGACUCAACCACCCGAGGGCAUACGCGUUAUUUUAAACGAGGAAGAUGUCACAGACAUUCAAGCUAUCAUCGAAGGUCCCUCUGGAACACCGUAUGCCGGUGGAUUUUUCAGAGUUAAAUUAGCUCUUGGUAAAGACUUCCCUCAAGGACCACCAAAGGCAUUUUUCCUUACAAAAAUUUUUCAUCCUAAUGUCGCGAAAAAUGGUGAAAUAUGUGUUAAUACGUUGAAGAAGGAUUGGAAAUCAGACCUCGGAAUUCAACAUAUAUUAUUGACAGUAAAAUGUUUAUUGAUAGUGCCAAAUGCCGAAUCUGCAUUAAAUGAAGAGGCUGGUAAAUUAUUAUUAGAGAGGUAUGAUGAUUAUUCUGAAAGGGCAAAGAUGAUGACAGAAAUACAUGCGCAGGGCGGUGGAAAAGGCAGUAAAGCAGGUCUGGAAAGCUGCACUUCCUCUGAAGUCGGAGGACCCCUGCCAAAAAAGCACGCAGGUGAUAAAAAACUAACAGCAGAAAAGAAAAAAAUGUUAAAAGAUAAAAAAAGAACGCUUAAAAGAUUAUAAGAGAAAAUCAGUCUCCCCUUUUAUCUUUUUUAUAAUUUAAAAACACUGGUGUGCUAAAGAUGCCUCGUAUUGUACACAAUUAUUAUUAUUGCAUAGUAAAAAAUUUAUUAUCUAAACUCGACUGAUCUUAUUAUUAAGCAUUUAGAAAAUUAAUUUAUAGAGUCAGUGCGUGAUGACUUCCUAAAUUAUAUGAAAAAGCAAGUACAAUUCUGUAGUGAUCUCUGCAAUCGUGGGCUGAGUUUAACAGUCGUUAGGCCCCAUCUGUGGCCUCUAUUAGUAAAUAUUUUUACAUAUGUACAAAAUGACAAAUCGUGUGAUUAUUUAAAUAAAAUGAAUUGUUCUCCAUAUAUGAAA